Messenger RNA from Paramecium octaurelia, 607 nucleotides. The record is from the annotation of a GenBank genome assembly. Lineage: Eukaryota; Ciliophora; Oligohymenophorea; Peniculida; Parameciidae.
CAUGCCAAAUGACACAUUCUUAAAAGUCUUGAAGAAAGGUCCAUUCCAAUUGUCGUUUGCUAAGACUUUGGCAGCCUAUCUGACAAGAGUGCUAGUCACCCUCCACACAGCUUUGAUAGCCCAUUGUGACAUAAAGCCUGAGAAUAUUUUAAUAGCCGCAGAUUACAAUUUGAAGCUUUGUGAUUUUGGUUUUGCUCGAGUCUGUAACGAGCCCUUAAGACCUCCUGGAGGCACUCCUGGAUACACAGCACCUGAGAUGUACAUUACUCCAUAGGUAAACCUAUUUAAGUGUGACAUUUUUGCAUUGGGUGUCGUGUUAUUUAUUGUAGUCAUGGGAUUCCCCCCCUUUCAAAAUAAUGACCCUAAUGUGAAAGAUGGAUGGUGGGGUUUAAUUCAGAAUAAGCAAUUCGACAUUUUCUGGAGCAAAUGCGAGUCAUUCAGACAAUAACAAUUUCCACAAGAAUUCAAGAACUUGAUUAUGUCGAUGUUGGAAUGCGAUCCAGAAAAACGGAUAUCUUUGUAGUAAGUGUUGGAACAUGAAUUUUUAUAGAAUGGAGCUUCAGAGGAGGAGGUGUUACAGGAAAUUGAGAAACGAGUUAAGGAAUGA